AUGCGAGGUAAAGGAGCUGUGGGAAGGGAAUGUUUUAACUCACUCAAGCCAAUGCGCCUUCUUGAACGAAAGAGAGUGAAGUUUGAUGGUAAAGAGAGAAGGAGAUUGGUGAAACAGAGAACCAGUCCAGCGCACGGAAAAACAAUUUCUGAGGAGUCAAAGUCAGGUCGAGGUUAUGAGCACAACUGCCUCGUGUUGUUGAAGAGAAAAUUGCAAACAAUCAAAGCAGUUGUGAGUACAAUAAGGGGGGCGGGGGAAAAGCGGCAAUUGGGGCGCGGUGGAGGUGGAAGGGGAAGGCAAAGGAUGUGGGGCCCUGGGUUACAUACUGAGAUGCAUUAG
Molecule: messenger RNA, 339 nt
Organism: Prunus armeniaca (apricot)
Lineage: Eukaryota; Viridiplantae; Streptophyta; Magnoliopsida; Rosales; Rosaceae
Source: the annotation of a GenBank genome assembly